GAGAGAGAGAGACGUAGCCGGGGACAGAGAGAGAGAGAGAGCGGGACUCGUACGUAGCGGGGAGUGAAGCGAGACGUCAAGUUAAAAUACUUCACACUUUACUUCCCCUUUUUCUGCACAUUUUGUCACUUCCCUUCACUUUUGAUGCCGUACGUUUGUGGAAGUUUAAUUUCAGCUGCGGGGAGUCAGAAGGAGCGCUGAAGACAAAAUCCAUCACAAAUCUCAGAGUGACUUUUAUCCCGCACGGACAACACAAGAAAAGCACUCCGGUGUUUUUGUUGCAAGUGUUGGAAAUCUGCUUUUUGCAUCGUUUUGCUGCGGGUUUAUGCGCACUGAGGCUGCACUCCGACGCGCUUGGACGGGAUAAAGCACCGCAACUGGGCGAAUCAUCACGGACAGAUAGCAAGAGCCCGACAGCGUGACAGGCUGUCGACACAUUUACAGAAAAGCGUUUUUAUUUCAAGGCGAAAUCGGGAGGUUUAUAGUGAAGAUCGGGGAAGUUGAGUACCUGUGGGCGCACUGUGGCGCACAAAUGGUUUUUCUGUGGGACGCAAAAUACGACCCAGCCCCUGGCCGGCGUUAUACCCCCCCUUCGACCACUCUCGCCUCGGGGGGGAAGAUGGCCGAGGCCCUGCCCCUGGGCGCCCAAGAGGCCGGAGGUGGGGCCGCUCUGGUGGGAAAACUGCGCAUGGCCGACCGCGGCAUGGUGGAGGUGAUCUCAGAUCAUCCAGGUGAGCUGGUGAAGACAGACAGUCCCAACUUCCUCUGCUCUGUGCUGCCCACACACUGGAGGUGUAACAAGACUCUGCCCAUUGCUUUUAAGGUGGUCGCCCUGGGCGACAUCCCUGAUGGCACUCUGGUAACAGUGAUGGCCGGAAACGACGAGAACUACUCAGCUGAGCUCCGCAACGCCACGGCCGCCAUCAAGAACCAAGUAGCCAGAUUCAACGACCUGCGCUUUGUGGGCCGCAGUGGAAGAGGGAAAAGUUUCACCCUGACCAUCACAGUGUUCACCAACCCUCCUCAGGUGGCCACGUACCAGAGAGCCAUUAAAAUUACAGUGGACGGCCCCCGAGAGCCACGACGUCACCGUCAGAAGAUGGACGAGGUCAAACCCGGCUCUCUGGCUUUCUCUGAGAGGCUUACGGAGCUGGAGCAUCUGCGACGGAGCUCCAUGAGGGUGACGCCUCCUCACCACCAUCACCACCAACCCUCUGCCAGCACCCGCCAGUCUGCAGCACUCAACUCUGCCACCUUCUCCAGCCCCACACACACUCAGAUAACUGCUGAUUCAAGACAGAUGCAGUCAUCUCCAACUUGGUCCUAUGACCAAUCGUACCCCUACCUUGGCCAGAUAACCACGCCUACCGUCCACACAGCCAAUCCCCUCUCGCCUGGUCGAUCUUCGCUCAGUGACCUGUCCACGCGACUCACAGGUCCGGACCUCACGGCCUUUGGUGACCCCAGAAUGACUUUAGAACGGCCUUUCUCCUCUCUCCCCUCUUUGCCUGACUCCCGCUUCUCCGACCCACGGGUCCACUACCCUCCCACAGCGGCCGCCUUCACCUACACCCCCUCACACAACCCCGUCUCCAAUGGCGCCCUCGGCAUCACCAUGGCAACAGCCAUGGCAACCACUCCAGCAGGAAGGUACCACACGUACCUGCCUCCUCCCUACCCGGCGAACACCCCCCACCAGGCUCAGAACGGGCCUUUUCAGUCCACCUCCUCGCCGUAUCACCUGUACUACUCCACCGCUGCCGGCUCAUACCAGUUCUCCAUGAUGGCGGGGGGAGGUGGAAGCAGUGACUCGCGCUCCCCGCCAAGGAUCCUGCCACCGUGCACCAACGCUUCCACAGGCUCCUCCCUCCUGCACCCCUCUUUGCCCAAUCAGAAUGAAGGAGUGGGUGUGGAGGUGGAGUCCAGCCACAGUAGCUCCCCAACAAACAUGGCAGCUGCUGAAGCGGUCUGGAGACCUUACUGAACCAGCUGCGGCGGUACAGGACACUGAAUGGCACAGAGUGGGUACGCUCAAUUCAGGUGACCACCUGGUCAUGUGAUGUCAGACCUCACUGAACAUAUAAAUACGCACCAAUCCAAAUUAAGAUAAGUGAUGGUGUGUGAGGCAUUGAUUUAAAUUAAACUACAGUGUGUGUGUUCAUGGUAAUGAAGGAACAUGUCCCGCAGCACAACAGUGUGCCCGCCUGGUAGCAGCAGUAUUGAAUGUCACCGAUCGAUGCGGCUUCCUCCAAUGUUCUUUGGUAUUGUUCAGUGAUUACUGGCCUCUAAUUUUAGAAAAAAACUUCACCUGGUGCUGUUUGUCAUCACUUGACCGGGAGCCAAAUGAGCGUGCCCACUUUAAAACUGUCUACUGACAAACAAUGUUGGCCAAUGAAAAACAAGCAUAACGACUGACAAGGCGCGUUAGCCGACAGACAGCAGCGAGUGGACGUCCCAGUCUCACUCUCAGGACACAGAGAAGGACUCCAGAGAAGAGCUUCUAUGAAAUGAAGGACAAAUGGAGAGAAGCAGGGUAAUAUUUUAGGUUUUACACUGACAAAGUGCAUGCAGCAGCACUGGGCUGAUCUCAGUUCAGCUUCCUUUGUAAAAUAACAAGACUUCUUCCUCAUAAAUAUUGUCGAUGUUGUGAAUAGAUGAACUGCUCAUACCAAAUACUGUGGAAGACCUGUUUGUGUUUGUCAUUGUUUCACUCCACCAUGAUUUUGCAGCUCCUCUCUCAUACUUGGUUGCCAUUUUUAGAAAGAUUGAGUCCAUCAUCUCUUGAAAAAAAGCAACAAGUUCACUGCUGUGGUUUUUAUGGCCGCUGGGGAGAAUUUGAACAAAAACCAACCAUUCAAUGACCAACAAUUCUUAGCUUUACACUGGCUCAGCGACUCAAGCCACAUGGACACAUUUUGAUCAGAUUUCUACAUUAACACAGAAGAAAGUGUCUAUAUUAAGGACUAAAUUAUGUCUCUGAUGUUUUUCACACAGAUUAUUGGUUUUGCAAUCAAAAUGCAUGAAAGAUUUCCUUCCACUUAGAAACAUUGCAGCAUGGAGUUUUGUUGAGUACUUUAAUUUAUUCCUACAAUACCAGUUUUGGUAGCAUUUCAUUUGUGUGUACUGUAUGUGUGUGUGUGUGUGUGUGUGUGUGUGUGUGUGUGUGUGUCUCCUUUACCCGUGAUCCACUGUCCAUUUGUACUGUAUAUAACCACAGCUGUAAAUUACACCUGCAUUUGCUCAACUUUUCAUAGCCUCUCACUCUCUCUCUCUCUCUCUAUCUCAAACAAACACACACACACACACACACACCCACAGCAAGUUUGUUUUGAAAUUGUUGAUUGUGCACAUUCGGUUUUGAGUUAUAUAAAUAUUCUUGUGAAGAAACUUUACUUGUCCUGUGGUUGCUGGUCGUCUGAUUUGUUUUCUCAAUUAUCUUUCUCUAUAUAGAAAAAUCUCUGC
Chelmon rostratus (copperband butterflyfish) is the source of this 3462-nucleotide messenger RNA. RefSeq names its product RUNX family transcription factor 1 (gene runx1). The record is from RefSeq and is a predicted model, not a curated record. Gene Ontology annotation, cellular component: nucleus. The coding region runs from base 533 to 1984 and encodes 483 amino acids. The transcript has 8 exons. Gene Ontology annotation, molecular function: ATP binding; DNA-binding transcription factor activity, RNA polymerase II-specific; RNA polymerase II cis-regulatory region sequence-specific DNA binding. Lineage: Eukaryota; Metazoa; Chordata; Actinopteri; Chaetodontiformes; Chaetodontidae. Gene Ontology annotation, biological process: regulation of cell differentiation; neuron differentiation; hemopoiesis.